AAAGAAUAAGAAAUAAUUCUGUACAAUCAUCAAUAUUUCCUUCAAAAACCCAGGAAAAAAAGAAAUUGGGUUCUUCAAAUUCCAGUUCUAACUUCCAAGUUGAGUCUACAAUCAGGCUGAGAUUUCUUCCAGUAAAUUGGUAUAUUUUUCAAUUCAGGAGCCUUGACCUCUACGACUCUACCUUGUCUUUUUUUCUUUGGCGCCUACUCCCUCACAAGAUGGAAGAUGAAUCACGUAACGUUGGACAAGUACCAGAUAUUGAUGGCAGUAUAACUCUGGAGAGUGGCAAUGACAGGGUAGAAUUAGAUGCCCAAAACAUAUCUACUGAUGGAAGAAAAGAAUUUGUUGCUCCUUCUAUUGGGAUGGAAUUCGAGUCAUAUGAUGAUGCAUACAACUAUUAUGUCUGUUAUGCCAAGGAGUUGGGUUUUCGUGUUAGAGUGAAAAAUUCAUGGUUCAAAAGGAACAGUAAGGAGAAGUAUGGUGCAGUACUUUGUUGUAGCAGCCAAGGUUUUAAACGAAUCAAAGAUGUAAAUCGUUUGAGGAAGGAAACUCGUACUGGCUGUCCAGCAAUGGUUAGAAUGAGAUUAGUAGACUCAAAAAGAUGGAGAAUUCUUGAAGUUACACUUGAACACAACCAUUUGUUGGGAUUCAAAAUGUACAAGGCAAUAAAGACGGUUGAUGUGGACUCGAAGAAGAAGCCUCUCUCGAAUUCUAAUGCGGAGGGGCAGACAAUUAAGUUAUACAAGGCAGUUGUGAUAGAUAAUUUAGAAACCGAAUACUUAAAUAUUGGUGCAAAAGAAAUACAGGGUUUUGCUAACCAUCCAAAUCAGCUGAACCUCAAGAAAGGUGAUGCACAAGCUAUAUACAAUUACCUUUGUCGUAUGCAGUUGACUAAUUCAAACUUCUUUUACGUGAUGGAUUUCAGUGAUGAAGGGUAUAUUAAACAUGUCUUCUGGAUUGAUGCUAGGUCUAGGGCUGCAUGUGGUUAUUUUGGUGAUGUUAUUUUCUUGGAUAACAGUUACUUGGCUAAUAAAUAUGAAAUUCCCUUGGUGGUGUUUGUUGGAGUAAAUCAACAUGGCCAAACGGUGUUGUUGGGUUGUGGUCUGCUUGCCGGAGAGACAACAGAGUCAUACACGUGGUUGUUGAAAACAUGGCUCAAAUGUAUGUCUGGUCGCUCGCCACAGACUGUGAUUACUGAUAUGUCUCAGGCUUUGAAGAAUGCCAUUAGUAAUGUAAUCCCUAGAUCACUUCAUCGUUAUGGUAUUUCGCAUAUUAUGAGAAAAGUCCCCGAAAAAUUAGGAGGGUUGCACAAUUAUGACGCUAUCAGGAAGGCGCUGACUAAAAUAGUAUAUGAAACUCUGAAGGUGGGUGAAUUUGAGGCUGCUUGGGGACAUAUGGUUCAACAAUAUGGGAUAUCUAAUCACGAGUGGCUCUGUUGUUUGCAUGAGGAUCGGGCUCGAUGGGCACCUGUCUACUUGAAAGACACCUUCUUUGCCGGUAUGUCAACAGCUCGACCUGCUGAUAUUCUUCAUCCGUUUUUUGAGAAGUAUGUACAUAAACAAACCCCCUUAAAAGAAUUUCUGGACAAAUAUGAGUUAGCUUUACAUAAGAAGCACAAGGAAGAAACCCUGUCUGACGUCGAGUCGAGAAGUUCAAACUUGCCGCUUAAAACAAGGUGCUCUUUUGAACAGCAGCUUUCUAAGAUCUAUACAAAGGAUAUAUUCCAGAAAUUUCAGCUUGAGGUGGAGGAGAUGUAUUCCUGUUUUAGCACGACACAGAUCCAUGUUGACGGGCCAUACAUUAUAUUUUUGGUGAAAGAACGUCUUAUUGUCGAGGGCAACAAGAGAGAGAUUCGAGACUAUGAAGUAUAUUACAAUAGAGCAUCGGCAGAAGUUCGUUGUAUUUGCAGCUGCUUUAACUUUAAUGGUUACCUCUGUCGACAUGCAUUAUGUGUGCUUAACUAUAAUGGGGUAGAGGAGAUCCCCGCAAAAUAUAUUUUGUCGAGAUGGAAAAAAGAUUUUAAACGCUUGUAUGUCCUAGAUAACAAUACAAACGUUGUAGAUACCAAUGAUCAGAUUCAAUGGUUUGAUCAAUUGUAUCAAAGUUCAUUACGAGUUGUCGAGGAAGGGGUCAUCUCUCUAGAUCAUUAUAGGAGUGCUUUGCAAGCCUUUGAGGAGUCAUUGAACAGAGUGUACAGUGUAGAAGAAAAACAUGAAUAGUAUGAAAAUAUUAUGUUCAUAAAUGUCGGUGCUGCUUGGAUGUUUCGGUACAGAAAUGGGUUCUUUCUCCCUUCACUGGAUCUUUCUUCCGAUCAAAUGCUGUCAUUUCUAAUGUGCUACAAGAAGCAAGCUACAUCACAGGAAAUGUCAAGAUGGACAUGGUAAUUCUCAACACUGCUAGCUUUCAGGAGGUGACGUUUUCAUGAAGCUGAAAGAGAUCGACGAACAUGGCGGAAUUACAUUAGAUUUUCCAUCAAAAUGGCAAAGACUGAAGUAGAAAAACUCGCAGAUUUUGCUGUUGAUGUGGUUUCUAAGUCUUAGCAUGCUGAACAACAUGAUAAGCCCAUGAUUAUAUGCUCUUUAGGCUUAUAUUCAACGAUUGUUCUUAGAAAAUAGACCAUUAUUCUUGUAAAGGCUCUUCCUCCUGUGGAAUCUUUGACCUUUCACUACUUAUCAUGAGUUCAUGACCAUUAGUCCCUAAGGCUGUGUUCGGAGUUCUAGGGUCAAGUUUUCGAGUUUCAUCAAUGAGUUGCACAUUCUAUUAUUAAUGUUAUUAAAUGACUUGGCGGUGUUUGUAGGUCCAGUUUGAAACAACCUUAACUUAAUAGUUGAUGGUGAUAACGAAAAUUGUUUUCAAUUGGUCAGUAUUAUACGCAACUUCACAUAAAUACGAAUAAUACAUGAUUAAAUACGUUAUUUUUUAAUAAUGCUUGUUGUAAUCUAAAACCAAACCAAAUAAGGCCCUAUUUAUUUUUUAACCAUUCAUAAAUAUUUCAUAUGUUCAUAUGAAUUUCUGGUUACAAGUCCAUUAAGAUAAGUUGCAAAUUUAAAAGGACUGGUUACAAGUCUAUUAAGAUAAGUUCUAAGUUUAAAGCAAAU
Messenger RNA from Amaranthus tricolor (Joseph's coat), 3098 nucleotides. RefSeq names its product protein FAR1-RELATED SEQUENCE 6. Gene Ontology annotation, biological process: regulation of DNA-templated transcription. The record is from RefSeq and is a predicted model, not a curated record. The transcript is spliced from 3 exons. The coding region runs from base 219 to 2219 and encodes 666 amino acids. NCBI's taxonomy places the organism in Eukaryota, Viridiplantae, Streptophyta, Magnoliopsida, Caryophyllales, Amaranthaceae. Gene Ontology annotation, molecular function: zinc ion binding.